AGCAGUUCUUAAGCAAAAUCAAGUAUAUUCAAUGCCUAGUACUUCUGCUCCUAGUGCAACAGCUGUUUCAGUUGGAUCUGCUAGCCCUCCUAGUCAGUCACAGCUUCAAUGGCCAAAGAUUACACAAUCUGAUAUUAGAAAGUACACAAAGGUAUUUAUGGAGGUAGACAAGGAUAGAGAUGGAAGAAUAACAGGUGAAGAGGCGCGUAAUCUAUUUCUCAGUUGGAGGCUUCCCAGAGAGGUCUUAAAGCAGGUGUGGGACUUAUCUGACCAGGAUAAUGAUAGCAUGCUUUCAUUACGUGAAUUCUGUAUUGCUCUAUAUCUAAUGGAACGAUAUCGAGAAGGGCGUCCUCUGCCCCCUGAACUUCCCAGCACCCUUCGGUUUGAUGAGACAUUGUUACAAGCAACAGGUCAACCUUCAACAGCCUAUAGUGGUCCAUCUUGGCAGAUGAGUCCUGGCCUACCGCAGCAUGGAAUUCCUGGAUCACGUCCUACUUUGCCAGCUUCUGGAGCAAGGCCACCUAUGCAUGGUUCAUUUGGUUCUCUGCAGGAUGGUGCACGACAAACAUCCCAAAACAUACCAAGCAUUCCAAUAUCAGAGAGAAAUCUGCAGACACAGAACAAGGAUGAACAUGUUAUCCAAGGGGGAACAGAUGAGGACAACAAGGUUCAAGAAAUGAAUAAGAUUCUGGAUUCCAGAGAGAAGCUUGAGUUUUACCGAACUAAGAUGCAAGAACUCGUUCUUUACAAAAGUCGGUGUGACAACAGACUAAAUGAGAUCUCAGAAAGGGCAUCUUCUGACAAACGUGAGGUCGAGUCACUGGCUAAAAAGUAUGAGGAGAAGUACAAACAAGUUGCAGAUAUUGCUUCAAAACUGACAGUGGAAGAAGCUACUUUUCGUCAUGUUCAGGAGAGGAAAGUGGAAUUGCAAAAUGCAAUAGUCAAAAUGGAGCAUGGUGGAAGUGUUGACGGUUUACUUCAGGUUCGUGCUGAUCGAAUACAAUCUGAUCUUGACGAUCUAGCAAAGGCUCUCAGUGAGCGUUCUAAACAACAUGGUGUAGAAGUCAAGACAACUGCGUCAGUUGAGCUUCCUUUUGGUUGGCAACCUGGCAUACAAGAGGGAGCAGUUGAUUGGGAUGAAGAAUGGGAUAAAUUUGAAGACGAAGGAUUUUCAAUUGCAAAAGAACUUUCUGAUGGACCUGAGGAUGUAGUUGCCCCUCCAAAAAGCUCGCCUACACUUUGGGGUGAUGAGAUAUUUUCAGAUGAAGUUUCUGUUGUUGAAUCUCCUUCCCAUAUGUAUGGAAACACAAAUGAGCAUAUAACUGAGAAUGGAUCAGCAGAUGCUCAGAGUGAAGGUGGAUCAGCAAGAAGUCCACGUGGUAGUCCAGGUCGAAGUGCUUUUGAUAGCCCUCGAGAUUUCCGCUCUCCAUUGCAUGAUGUCUCACCCCAUGCUAAAGAUAGUUACAGUGAUCACGGAGGUGCUGAAUCCACAUUCUCUGGAGACAAGUUCGAUGAAUCUUCAUGGGGUGCAAACUUUGAUGCUAAUGAUGAUAUGGAUUCAGUUUGGGGUUUUAAUACAAAGGACGCCUUUGGAUCCGGAGAUUUUGGUCUAAACCCAAUCAAAGUAGACUCACCAAGUGCUAGCAGUGACUUUGGAAAAGAAAAGAGAAACUCAAUCUUCGCGGAUUCUGUUCCGAGCUCUCCUCUUUUCAAUUCUGCCUCCCCUCCUAGUUUUAAUGACAGAUCAACCAACCACUCCUUCGACGCUUCAAGCCGAUUUGAUUCCUUCAAUAUGCACGAUAGUGGAUUAUUCCAACAACGAGAGAGCCUUUCAAGGUUCGAUUCGAUCCGAAGUACAAGUGAUUAUGAUCGCAGUACUGGUUAUUCUUUUGAUGAUGGAGACCCUUUUGGCUCAACUGGACCAUUCAAGUCUACCGAAAGCCAUACUCCAAGAAAAGAGACUGAUAGCUGGAGUGCUUUCUAAAUGGUGAAAUCUAUUUGCUACAUUUAUGCCAAGAUACGGGUUGCUUUUGGGGUUACUAUUGUCGAGGACAAAAGUUGAAAUUUCUGUCUUUCCAUCUGUAGAUCUCAUUCGGCAUCAACUACUGGAAAUUCUUUUAUGUUGUGUGUUAUUAUUUUAUGACUUGAGCAUGGAAAGAAGAUUGAGUUGUGAUUUUUGCUCAGAAAAUUAAUAAUGGUGUGUGCUACAGAGAAGAUAUAUUGAUGUUGGUUGGUGUAUAUUUGAUGAGUUAUCGGUUUGUAAGCAUUUGAUUGUACAAUUUUGUAAUUUGCACUUGUUUGAAUUGAAUUAUUGGUCUCUAGUGUGUACCAACUUGAGAGUACUUUGCAAAAUAGCGAGAGUUCU
Asparagus officinalis (garden asparagus) is the source of this 2365-nucleotide messenger RNA. RefSeq names its product epidermal growth factor receptor substrate 15-like 1. The transcript is spliced from 12 exons. Gene Ontology annotation, biological process: endosomal transport; endocytosis. Lineage: Eukaryota; Viridiplantae; Streptophyta; Magnoliopsida; Asparagales; Asparagaceae. Gene Ontology annotation, molecular function: protein binding; calcium ion binding. The record is from RefSeq and is a predicted model, not a curated record. Gene Ontology annotation, cellular component: intracellular membrane-bounded organelle; cytoplasm; plasma membrane. The coding region runs from base 32 to 1984 and encodes 650 amino acids.